Orycteropus afer afer is the source of this 1519-nucleotide messenger RNA. The record is from RefSeq and is a predicted model, not a curated record. Lineage: Eukaryota; Metazoa; Chordata; Mammalia; Tubulidentata; Orycteropodidae.
ACUUCCGCGGGCACCCAACCGUACGUCCCCUGCGUGCUGACGUCAGGUGCGUGCCCCUGUCCGGCAGUCGAGGAGACCCCGAGCAGUGCUGCCAACGCCCCGGCGGAGAAGCUGAGGUCAGCAUUGAAUUUGAAAUAUUUAAAGUGGAUACAAAACUAUUUCAGCAAUGCAGACAAUUAAGUGUGUUGUUGUGGGUGAUGGUGCCGUUGGUAAAACAUGUCUCCUGAUAUCCUAUACAACAAACAAAUUUCCAUCUGAAUAUGUACCGACUGUUUUUGACAACUAUGCAGUCACAGUUAUGAUCGGUGGAGAGCCAUAUACUCUUGGACUUUUUGAUACUGCAGGGCAAGAGGAUUAUGACAGAUUACGACCGCUGAGUUAUCCACAGACAGAUGUAUUUCUAGUCUGUUUUUCAGUGGUCUCUCCAUCCUCAUUUGAAAAUGUGAAAGAAAAGUGGGUACCUGAGAUAACUCACCACUGUCCAAAGACUCCUUUCUUGCUUGUUGGGACCCAAAUUGAUCUCAGAGACGACCCUUCUACUAUUGAGAAACUUGCCAAGAACAAACAGAAGCCUAUCACCCCAGAGACUGCUGAAAAGUUGGCCCGUGACCUGAAGGCUGUCAAAUAUGUGGAGUGUUCUGCACUUACACAGAGAGGUCUGAAGAAUGUGUUUGAUGAGGCUAUCCUAGCUGCCCUCGAGCCUCCGGAAACUCAACCCAAAAGGAAGUGCUGUAUAUUCUAAACUGUUUCUCCUUUCCCUCUUUGCUGCUGCUUCCUGUCCCACUACUGUAGAAAUAUCGUUUAAAAACGAAGGAAUAAAACCAUCCUGUUUGAAAGCCUCUGCGUCUUUUUACUCACCAUCUUAGAGCAACCUCUGUAUUAGUUUUUGGGCAAGAAUGCAAUACCUUAUAGAAUAUUUUUUGUGAUCAGGAGUCAAAUUGGACAUGUUUUUCUUUCUGCUGCUUGAGUUGCCUGAUGCUCAGAGCUUUUUGGUCUGGAUUACUAUUGCAAAAGGGAACUUGGUCUGGCAUUAAGAAUGUCCUCUUGGAGAAAAUAAGAAGAGUUUUUAAAUAUUUCUAGAUCUUAGUUCUAGAUGGAGAAAAUAACACUAACAUCAUUUUACUCUUAUGAUUGAUUGUUAAUUGUAAUUGCAUGACAAACUUUCAUGGAAAAAAGGUGACCUGCUAGUAGAGCUGUAAUGGGGAAGGGAGGAUUCUUUUUUGGUUUUCCUUUGUGCAGUGAAACUUUGUGUUGCUGUUGCUUUGGCUGUCUGUGCUCUGGUGGAGUAUUUGUCAGUCUGGGGUGGGGAAGAUACUGAUGUAUAUGUGCUUUAUGAGAUGAUUUGUUACAUUAUCUUUUAAGAAUAGCAUCCAUUUUAACAGUUGACUUAAGGUUUGUUAAUGUUGAGAUGUAAAGCUACCACCUUAUAUUUUCCUGCUUCUGAUUUUAUUGUUGUGAGGGAAACAUACAAUUGUGGUUACCUUAAAAUUUUGAAAUUAAAAAAAUACAAUUGUUUGUA